UUUUGAAAUUUUUGGAACUAAAAGAAUUUUUAAAAAUAUUUCCAGGCAUUGUAGCUUCAAUGCAACCCCAAACAUCCUCAUUACAUCAUCACCAUCACCACCAUCACCAACAUUCUUCACUAAUUUGUCAAAAUUCGGCAGCAGUAAUGUCCACAAUAACAAAUAAUUGUAACAACAACAACAAUACUUCAUCCACGUCUUCAGCAGUUUCUGCUGCCGGCGAACUUUUUAGUCAAGCUUCUCGUUUAAGUAUGAAUGGGAAUAGUGUAGCAAAUAUGGCGGCAGAUACUUUUAUGCAGCAGGCGGCGGCUUAUAGAUUUAUGAGUAAUCCUGCAGCGGUUUUACAGCCUCAUGCCACACGGUUUCUCAACUCAGCUGUAGCUUCUUCCUAUUCCACCCAAUUUCCAACAACUUGGCUUUGUCCAAACUUCCAAUAUGAUUACACAAACAAUUCAAGUUUAAAAUGUUCUUCUCUCUCUGCACGUCAAGAAAAUGCAUCUAGUACUGCUCGAUUUUUCUAA
Messenger RNA from Meloidogyne enterolobii, 521 nucleotides. The record is from the annotation of a GenBank genome assembly. Lineage: Eukaryota; Metazoa; Nematoda; Chromadorea; Rhabditida; Meloidogynidae.